AUGUCCAUCUCUGUACGGAUUCGUACACCGAAGAGCAGCACACCGGAGCAGGUGGAACUGAACUCUAGCGGAACUUGGGGCGAGGCUGCCGCCCUGCUGUCCCGGAAAUCGGAGGUAGCACUCGAGCGGCUCCGCGUGCUCGCCGGCUUCCCCCCAAAGGCGGUGGAUCUGGCCGCCGACAGCCCCCUUCGUGCACUCAAGCUACGCGAGAAUGACAUGCUGAUUAUUCAAGAGGGAGAGGCUAAGGUGCAGCUGGGUAACACAGGAGAGCGCUAUGUUCCUCCGGCCCCUGAGCGGGCUCACCUCACGCGCCGCCGGUGCCCAGCAGACAACAGCUGCCUCUUCCACGCCUGCGCCUACGUGCUGCGCGACAAGAGCCGCACCGAGGGGCCCCAGCUCCGGCAGGAGUGCGUAAAGGCCGUGCUCGAUCACCCCGAAAUGUUCAAUGAGAAUACACUGGGCAUGGACCCACUAGCCUACGCCUCGUGGCUCUCGGAGAAGGACACGUGGGGUGGUGCCAUUGAGCUGGAGAUACUGUCCUUUCUGUACAAGACGGAGAUCUUCGCUUUGGACCUGCAGUCCGUCACCUUGCAGCGCUUUGGCACAGGAAUGGGCUACACCGUACGCGCUUUUCUCGUGUACACGGGCAACCACUACGACUGCAUUGCCAUGAACCCAGCGUACAAUUCCUCCUCAGAGCGCGAGGAUCAGACACUGUUCAGCAGCCGAGACGAGAACGUCUUGGCGCGGGCGAAGCGUUUCGUUGCCGAGGAAGGACAGAAGAUGAAGGAGGGUAAGUCCGCAUAG
Leishmania mexicana MHOM/GT/2001/U1103 is the source of this 807-nucleotide messenger RNA. RefSeq lists its product as hypothetical. The coding region runs from base 1 to 807 and encodes 268 amino acids. Gene Ontology annotation, molecular function: cysteine-type deubiquitinase activity. The transcript has a single exon. The record is from RefSeq and is a predicted model, not a curated record. Lineage: Eukaryota; Euglenozoa; Kinetoplastea; Trypanosomatida; Trypanosomatidae. Gene Ontology annotation, cellular component: cytosol; nucleus. Gene Ontology annotation, biological process: endoplasmic reticulum unfolded protein response; protein deubiquitination.